This is a messenger RNA of Agelaius phoeniceus (red-winged blackbird), 1448 nucleotides long. It is a transcript of the gene CCDC62, whose product is annotated as coiled-coil domain containing 62. Lineage: Eukaryota; Metazoa; Chordata; Aves; Passeriformes; Icteridae. The record is from RefSeq and is a predicted model, not a curated record.
CCUAUGAGUUCAUCACUACAGCGUUCUGCUUCGCCCCAGGCAUUUAGCCCCGAUCACAAGAACAGCAUCAUUAGGAGGCAGAGACAGGAGCUCAAGCUUUUAAUUGCAGAACUGAAAGAUCGUGACAAGGAGCUCAAUGACAUGGUGGAAGUGCACGAGAGACACAUCCAGGCCUGGGAAGAUGAUCGCCAAAAAAUACUGACUUUAGCAGAACGAUGCAGUUUAUUAACUAGUGAGCUGAACGAGAGAAAUGCAGUUAUAAAAUCACUGACCAAAAAGUUAAAGUUACUAGAAUCCCAGCAUAAUGACAGUAAGAUAACACUUGAAAGCACACAACAGAAGUUUAAAGAGCUCACUCAAAAAGUAACAGAUUCAUCUGUCCACUGCCAGGCUCUGGAGGAGAAAAAUCAGAGUCUCCACUGCUCAGUUUUGGAACUGUCUGCUAAAACAGGCCAGCUGCAAGCCAGGGAACAGGAGCUUCUCUCCAUGCUUCAGAUGAAGGACAAGGCCUUAAUUGAAACAACUGAUCAGAUUAGUGAGGUUACAUCUAAAUUUAAAACCCUGGAGAAUGCCCUGCGUACAGCAAAGUUGGAUGAAUUCACUCGCAACAGGGAGCACCAGGACCUCAAGGUGACACUCAACGAUGUCAUGAGCCAAGUAAAUAAGAUGAAAGAUAUCCUCUCUGAGAAGAUGAAAGAGAGCAGCAAGAACCAGGAAGAAAUCAGCCACCUGAAACAAGAAAAUGGCUGCUUGAGGAGUGAGCUGAUCCUGGCAGUGGAAGAAGCCCAGAGGAAGGAUCAACUUUUUCAGUUUGCCAAGUCGAAGCAAGUGCGGAUUGAAAGAGAAUUGUCCAGUUUGCGACAGGUCUGUGUGAAACAGCAGCGGGACUUGCACUUCCUCCAUGUCAACUUUGAUAGCUCUCAAGAAUCCAGGCAAAAACAUGAAAAUGCAUCAAGUGGGAAGAGCAGUGAAGAAAACGUGGAUCUGAAUUCCCUCCGCUUGGCUUCUCCUCUCUUGGCAUCCACUGAGAAGAGCAACAAGACUCAGAGUUCUGGGAAAUUAUCUGAUGAAGAUUCCCCUCUGGACAUCAAUGACCUGGCAGUGACCAAACCAACAAAGAGAUACUGCAUGAACACAGACACCAGUUCCCUGUUCUGGAAGCUGGAGCGCUCGUUGGCCCAGUCCCGGCAGAUGCUGACUGACCUGGAGCUCAGCCUUCUCCACACAAGCAUUCCCAACACCAGCAACAAGAAUAAGAGGAAGAAGUUGGUUCCAACACAGAGGUAAUUGUGAGGACUGAAGACAUUGACCCAGCAGCUACAAUGGAAAGUUACCUCAUUUUUUUUUCCCGUGGUCCUCCUGAGUGUUUGAAAGACCCACAAGUGGCAAGAAGAUCUGACUCUGCAGGAAUGUAUUUUAUCUUGAAAUAAAACACAGAAUUACACCAA